UUGUCAUGUCCGCCGCCAAAAAAAAAAAAAAAAAAAAACUACAGAACUUUUGGUUCCAGAGACCUUCUCCCUCGCUGAGUUUGAAGUUGCUUCCAGCUUUUCUCAGCAUAAAGAAACGAUUUUGAAUACAAUAGCAAGCUAACAAUCCAUGUUCCGCUCAUGGGUUCGGGUUCUUUCGGCCCGAAAGAGCCAGAGCCAUUCUCGUUUUAGCUUCUUCCGCAGAACCCAAUUGAACUCCUCCCAUGUUAAACCUUCAUUAAUCGGUUCACUGUCUAAUCUGGAUUCGAGCUUGCAUUAUGAUUUUGUUCUUGGAGCUGGAGCUUCUAGGGGCUUUUGUGUGGUCGUUGCAAAUGGGAAUAGGGAGAACUCACAUAUUGAGAUUGAUAAAGACCAGAAAGCUAAGGAUUUUUAUGAGAAACCAAUUGAUUUCACCAAGGUCAAUAUUAAUUUGCUUCCCACUGUGAUGAUUAUUGGACGUCCUAAUGUGGGCAAGUCAGCUUUGUUUAACCGGCUGAUUAGGAGGAAGGAGGCUUUGGUUUACAACACGCCAGAUGAUCAUGUUACUAGGGACAUAAGAGAGGGGAUUGCUAAACUUGGUGAUUUGAGAUUUAGGGUCUUGGAUUCAGCUGGCUUGGAAACUGAAGCAACUUCUGGGUCUAUUCUUGAUAGAACUGCAGGGAUGACUGCAAACGUUCUUGCAAAGACUCAAUUUGCAAUUUUCUUAAUUGAUGUGAGAGCUGGACUUCAUCCCUUGGAUUUGGAGGUUGGAAAGUGGUUGCGUAGACAUGCACCACGAAUCAAGCCUUUGGUGGUGAUGAAUAAGUCUGAAAAUCUUCUUGAUGGCACUGGCUCUCUUGCUGGUGCUGCUGCUGAAGCCCUUAUGUUAGGAUUUGGGGACCCUAUUGCUAUUUCUGCAGAGACUGGAUUGGGGAUGACAGAACUUUAUGAAGCUCUUCGCCCUUCACUUGAGGAUUUUAUGGUCCAAGUCUUAAAUAAUAAUUGCUGUCAAGAUGAUAGUUCUGGUCAGGACAGCAGCUCUGGUGAGGUUGAUGAGUCUAAGUUGCCAUUACAGUUAGCAAUUGUAGGAAGGCCUAAUGUUGGGAAGUCAACCUUGCUGAAUGCUUUGUUACAAGAAGACCGUGUGCUGGUGGGUCCAGAAGCUGGUUUGACCAGAGAUUCAGUGAGAGUGCACUUUGAGUAUCAAGGGAGAACAGUAUACUUGGUUGACACUGCAGGUUGGUUGCAAAGGACAGAUAGGGAGAAAGGACCAGCAUCAUUGAGCAUCAUGCAAUCAAGAAAAAAUCUGAUGAGAGCUCAUGUAAUUGCUUUGGUCCUUGAUGCAGAAGAGAUUGCAAAGGCUAGACGUAGUAUGACACAUGCAGAAGUAGUUAUAGCAAGACGGACUGUGGAAGAAGGGCGUGGUUUGGUUGUUAUUGUCAACAAAAUGGAUCUUCUAAGUGGGAGAAAGAAUUCUGCCCUGUAUAAGAGGGUCAAGGAAGCUGUCCCUCUAGAAAUACAAACAGUUAUACCCCAGGUGACUGGCAUACCUGUUGUAUUCACUUCAGCAUUAGAGGGAAGGGGCCGGAUAUCCGUCAUGCAUCAGGUUAUUGAUACUUAUGAAAAAUGGUGUCUAAGGCUGUCCACAGCUCGACUUAACCGUUGGUUGCGUAAGGUCAUGAGCCGGCAUUCCUGGAAAGAUCAAUCUGCCCAACCCAAGAUAAAAUAUUUUACACAAGUGAAGGCUCGGCCUCCCACUUUCAUUGCCUUUGUGAGUGGGAAGACACAGCUAUUGGACACCGAACUCAGGUUCUUAAUGAAAUCUUUAAAGGAAGACUUCGACUUAGGUGGUAUCCCUAUUAGGAUACUGCAGCGAACAGUAGAAAGAAAAGCUGGGAGUAGCAGUAGCACUAGCAGAAGCAGAAGUAGCCAUUCCGUUGGCAGAACAGUUAAAAGGAUGGUUUCGGAGAAGAGAAUCAUACCUUCUUAACUAUACAACUCCAACUUCACCCACCGUUCAAACAAGCUUGAGUUGGUUGUCAUGGAUUCAAGUUAAGUUUGAGAUUACUCAUAUUCAAGUUCGGUUUGACUUGAAUUUGGGACCAGGGCUAACAAAUAUAAUGGGGUAAGUUUUGAUUCAAUUCAAAUUGGGAUUGAACAAAGUUAACUCAAUAUUGGUGCAAAUCCAAAUGAGCUAACUCGAGAUCAACGAGCCGAAGCGAUGGGGACCAAGGCAUGGAAGAAAGACAACGUUGAGACAUGAAAAUAAAAGAGGUCAACAAAAGAUCUGAAGUACGAGAUAGGUUAGAUGGAAAAAACAAAUUAACAGAGGAAUGAUAUUAAUAACUUUGAAGACUUAUGGAAAGAUGGUGGUAGGGUGGAAAGCACUAAAAUGGUGGAAGGAACAAGCCAAAUACAAGAGAUGAUAUGGCAUAUGAUAUGACAUUCAAGGAAGAUGUGGAAGCUUAUUUGGCAAUGUGACAUGAUGAUAUGGAUGUGCACGAUGAUAUGAGAGUCAUAUAUGAAGCCUUAUGUAUGUGAAAUAAGGAUUUCUAGUCUAAUUUAGUUAAUAGUCUUUUAUAAAUAUUGGUUUUCCUAAUACCUUUAGGAGUCCUAUUUUGAUUUGGAAUUAAUUGAGUUUUUAGGAGUUUAUGUUUUAGGAAAGCUCUAUUUAAUAUUAUAUACUUAAAGUCUAAGUUUAUUAGAAUUUGAAAUUAAUAAAUAUUUUUAAUUCAAGUGAAAUUAGUGUACUAUUUUAAUAAGUUUUUUAUUUUAGUAGAGUUAGGAUUUUUAUUUUAAUCAAAAGAGUUAUUAGCAUAUAUAAAAAGCUUAAGUUAUUGUAUUCAAUUCAAUAAAUCAAUUUAUCAGCAUAUCAAUAAAAUUCAAAUUUAAGAUUUGUGUUAUAAAAA
Messenger RNA from Mangifera indica (mango), 2906 nucleotides. Its product is annotated as GTPase Der. Bases 149 to 1987 code for a protein of 612 amino acids. Gene Ontology annotation, molecular function: GTP binding. The record is from RefSeq and is a predicted model, not a curated record. The transcript is spliced from 10 exons. NCBI's taxonomy places the organism in Eukaryota, Viridiplantae, Streptophyta, Magnoliopsida, Sapindales, Anacardiaceae.